Messenger RNA from Funneliformis geosporum, 915 nucleotides. NCBI's taxonomy places the organism in Eukaryota, Fungi, Glomeromycota, Glomeromycetes, Glomerales, Glomeraceae. The record is from the annotation of a GenBank genome assembly.
AUGGCCGAACCGGCCGAACCAACUACAUUAGUAGACAAUCGAUAUUUUCCGGGGGAUAUAGCAUGGAUGUUAAUUUGUACUGCACAAGUAUGGCUUAUGGUUCCCGGCAUAGGUUAUUUUUAUAGUGGCAUGGCAAGAAGUAAAAAUGCACUUUCUCUUAUUUUACUUUGUGUCCUUUGUGUUGCCGUUGUUUCUAUACAGUGGUUUGUCAUAGGUUACUCUCUAACAUUUAGUACGAAAGGAGGUAGCUUUAUAGGUAAUGUAGAUAACGCGUUUUUCCUAAAUCUUAAAGGCGAACCUUCUUUCGCAAAUCCAAGGAUUCCGGAUACCGUAUACGCAAUUUAUCAAGGAAUGUUUGCAGCAGUUACGCCAGCAUUAGCAAUCGGCGCAGCAGCCGAAAGAGCAAGAGUAGUUCCAAUGUUGAUAUUUAUAUUUAUAUGGACGACACUAGUAUACGAUGUGAUUGCAUCAUGGUCUUGGUCAAAGAAUGGGUGGUAUGCACAAUUAGGUGGAUUGGAUUUUGCCGGAGGCACACCAGUGCAUAUAACAUCUGGAGCAGCAGCGUUAGCAUACUGUAUAGUGUUAGGAAAAAGGCACGGACAUGGUACCGAUGAAUUUAAACCACAUAAUGUAGCAAAUGUUGUAUUAGGUACUACAAUGUUAUGGUUUGGAUGGUUUGGAUUUAAUGGAGGUUCCGCUUAUUCAGCUAAUUUAAGAUCAGUAUUGGCAAUUACUUCUAGCAAUUUAGCGGCAUCCGUGGGUGGAAUAACAUGGAUGUUACUAGAUUAUAGAUUAGAAAAGAAACUAUCAGCUUUAGGAUUUUGUUCGGGAGCUAUAGCAGGAUUGGUCUGCGUAACUCCAGGAAGUGGUUAUAUUAAACCGGCAUCAGCUAUAGUAUUUGGAAUUGUCGGUGGA